AUGCAUCUGCUUUAUGCCUUCCUUGCUUUGCUCUCUCUUACCUCUGGUUUCCAUCCUAACUGUCCUGGGAGAUGUAGCUGCGAUUCAGUGCACUCGGUACAAUGCUACAGGCUAACAGAGGUACCGUCAGGCCUUCCUUCCACCACCAAGAAGCUCUACAUUAGCCACAGCAAAAUUCAACACCUCCAGCUGUCUAGCUUCACCCGAAUGUUGGCUCUAGAAGAUUUUAUUCUGCUGGCCAGUGGAACAGAGUCAGUAGAAAAUGACACUUUCAAAACUCUGAGUACCUUGAAGACCUUGGAACUCUGGAAAAAUAAGUUAAGACGAGUCCCCAGGGUUCUGCCAGCCAGUCUUGAAGUGUUAAAACUAAAUGAGAAUUCAAUAAAUGUCCUACACGGAUCUGAUUUUGAAGGACUGAAGAAAUUAAAAAUCCUUGAACUUAAAAACAAUCUGAUCUCUUCUCUCUCUCCCAGCACACUCUCUUCUUUGAUCAGUUUGCAGAGUUUGAUGUUGGAUGGCAACAUUAUCGAAUCUGUAGCUGGACCACUGGUACUUCCCCACCUGAAAAGUAUGAGCCUGGAGAAUAAUAAACUGCAUCUUAUACCAUCUAGCUUCUUUGCUUCUCUUCAGGCUUUGCAAUUUCUCAGUGUCAGUGGUAAUUUUCUGACUAAAAUUCCUAUUAAUCUGCCCAAAUCCUUGCUCUCUUUAAAAAUGGAGAGAAACCAGCUCAAAGUGGUAAGGUUUCGAGACAUGAGACACUUGGAGAAUCUUUCCCACCUUUAUCUGUCAGAAAACUCACUCUCCUCCAUUGAUGGGGCACAGAUCCUUGCCAAUUUAACUACUCUUGAGUUGUCCCAAAACCAGGUUCAAACGUUGCCCCUUAAACUACCAGCAAGGCUACAAAAACUAGAUAUUAGCAAUAAUCUGAUUCAGAGAGUUACAGCCCAAGACUUCCAGGACCUCCGAGACUUGAAACACUUGUUUCUGGACAACAACAUUGUCAGCUUGUUCGAAGCUGGAGCCCUGCAGAUGUGUUCCCAGCUCUCCAACCUGGCCCUGGAACAGAACCUGCUGUUGUCUAUACCUCUAAGGCUUCCAGGGACCUUAGCCAGGCUGGACCUCAAAGGCAAUGCCAUCCAGGAUAUUACUGAGAGGGACCUCAAGGAUCUGAAGCAGCUUCAGGUUCUAAACCUUAGGAAUAACAAGAUUUCUGCCUUAGACCUCAAAGCCUUGGAGGGGUUGCCUCGCCUCAGACACCUGUAUCUGGAUGGAAAUCCGUGGAAUUGUACCUGUAGUCUCAUAAGAGCGAGGGAGAUCCUGAAGGCCAAGGGCACAGAUGUGAAGGGGGGACAAUGUGCUGCACCAGCUGAACGACAAGGGGAAAGCUGGAUGUCCUCCAAAAAGAUCAUGAGACAAUGUGAGCAUCAACUACAUCUAACCGAGAAAAACAAAGAAACCAAAAAGAAAUCAAAACCAGAAGAGCACUCCAGCAUCAGAAUCAACAUGGAUGAUGAUUAUUAUGAUUAUGAAAUAGAUUAA
Puma concolor (puma) is the source of this 1539-nucleotide messenger RNA. Its product is annotated as nephrocan-like. Gene Ontology annotation, molecular function: protein binding. The record is from RefSeq and is a predicted model, not a curated record. Lineage: Eukaryota; Metazoa; Chordata; Mammalia; Carnivora; Felidae.